GCUCUCCUUUGGCCUCUUUGAGCCAUUUCGUCGCUUCUCUCCCUCUGCGCCAGACUGGCCUCUCCGACUCAUCCACUGUUCUGCCCCAAAUCCCAUUUCACAGAUGAGAAAAGUGGGCCUGGCAAUGGGGAAGCUGCGUGCACAUCCUUGUGAUUUGGAUAAACAAGUUCUCGUGGCUUUCACUCAUUGCAGGGGACGGGAGGCCCUUCCCUCUGUCUUCAGCAAGCCCCCCUUACCCCUGCCCUCCCCCGCUACACACCUGUAGUGUCCAGUGGCCCGUGGGAGGUGCAACCUUCUGUCUUAUUUUCUUUCUCUUGCGUGGGUGAACGUUCUUUUUUGGAGAACGGUCCUGGACAAAGACCCGGACAGGAGCCUGCAUUGCACCUUCUGGGCUGGAAUGGGGUCGGGUGGGGGCUCUUGUGAGGGACCCCCUUGCCUCCACUGUAGAUUUCCUUUCCCUGGAUGGCCUCUUGUCCCCGUGUCCCCAAGUCUCCCGCUAACCCCUUGUUCCCAAAGGCGAGCCCCACCUCCUCGGAGCAAGGGGCUGGCCUGUGCUAUUUCUGGCCUUUCUGGGACUCUUCUGACGGCAGAUUCUUGUUUUCGGUCUGAUUCAGAUGUGAAACUUUUCCCGCGGCCUCUCACCCGGUUCCUGUGGGCUGGGUCUCUGCCUCAUCACUCCCUACUUCCUGGGGCCAGGCCCCUCCCCAGAGCUGUCUCUGGUUAGUAGCUCAGUUCUUCUGGGACCUGGAGGAGGAAGUUAGGGGCCCAAGAGGGAGUUGUUCCCCCAGGGGGGCCUUGGAGGCCCUGGGGUCUGCGGCUUGGACACCUGCAAGAGGAAGCUCGGAUUCCCAUGGCAAGCCGUGCUCCUGUUCAAAGGAGCCACCUCCAGGGCCCCAUCCUCAGGCUGCGUUACAUGGUGAAGCAGCUUGAGAACGGGGAGGUGAAUAUCGAGGAGCUGAAGAAGAACCUGGAGUACACGGCGUCUCUGCUGGAGGCCGUCUAUAUCGAUGAGACACGGCAAAUCCUGGACACGGAGGACGAGCUGCAGGAGCUGCGGUCAGAUGCGGUGCCUUCGGAGGUGCGCGACUGGCUGGCCUCCACUUUCACGCAACAGACUCGUGCCAAAGGCCGCAGGGCGGAGGAGAAGCCCAAGUUCCGUAGCAUCGUGCACGCCGUGCAGGCUGGGAUCUUUGUUGAACGGAUGUUCCGGAGAACAUACACCUCCGUGGGCCCCACCUACUCCACCGCUGUCCACAACUGUCUCAAGAAUCUGGACCUCUGGUGCUUUGAUGUCUUUUCCUUGAAUCGGGCAAGCGAAGACCAUGCACUGAGGACCAUUGUGUUUGAGUUGCUCACUCGGCACAACCUCAUCAGCCGCUUCAAGAUUCCCACUGUGUUUCUGAUGACCUUCUUGGAUGCCCUGGAGACCGGCUACGGCAAGUAUAAGAACCCUUACCACAACCAGAUCCACGCAGCUGACGUCACCCAGACUGUCCACUGCUUCUUGCUGCGCACCGGGAUGGUGCACUGCCUGUCAGAGAUCGAGGUCCUGGCCAUCAUCUUUGCCGCGGCCAUCCACGACUAUGAGCACACGGGCACUACCAAUAGCUUCCACAUCCAGACCAAGUCGGAGUGCGCCAUCCUGUACAACGACCGCUCGGUGCUGGAGAACCACCACAUCAGCUCCGUUUUCCGCAUGAUGCAGGAUGAUGAGAUGAACAUUUUCAUCAACCUCACCAAGGACGAGUUUGUAGAGCUGCGGGCCCUGGUCAUCGAGAUGGUGCUGGCCACCGACAUGUCCUGCCAUUUCCAGCAAGUGAAGACCAUGAAGACAGCACUGCAGCAGCUGGAGAGGAUCGACAAGCCCAAGGCUCUGUCUCUACUCUUGCACGCUGCUGACAUCAGCCACCCCACCAAGCAGUGGCCGGUGCACAGCCGCUGGACCAAGGCCCUCAUGGAGGAAUUCUUCCGCCAGGGUGACAAGGAGGCUGAGCUGGGCCUGCCCUUCUCUCCGCUCUGUGAUCGCACCUCCACUCUGGUGGCCCAGUCCCAGAUAGGUUUCAUUGACUUCAUAGUGGAGCCCACAUUCUCUGUGCUGACUGACGUGGCUGAGAAAAGCGUGCAGCCCCUGGUGGAUGAUGACUCCAAGUCUAAAAAUCAGCCCAGCUUCCAGUGGCGCCAGCCUUCUUUGGACGUGGACGUGGGUGACCCCAACCCUGACGUGGUCAGCUUCCGUUCCACCUGGACCAAAUACAUCCAGGAGAACAAGCAGAAGUGGAAGGAACGGGCGGCCAGUGGCGUCACCAAUCAGAUGUCCAUUGAUGAGCUGUCACCUUGUGAUGAGGAGGCCCCAUCCUCGCCUGCGGAAGAUGAACACAAUCAAAAUGGGAAUCUGGACUAGCUCUGCCUGGGGCCGGCCCGGGUCCUCGCCGAGGCCAGAGUGCUUGAUGCCAUCAGCACCAUCCAUCGGGACAUCUGCUCCAAGGGGCGUGGAGGUGGCCCGAGGGACCACCCACCCAAAGGCCACGUGGAUUCUCUGGAUUGUGGGUCCGGGGAAGGGCCCCUUCCACCUGCCACCCUUUGGGGCCCACUUUAAUCCCUGGGCAGCAGGAUUGGGAAACACGAGGCUCCCAGUGGUCACUGUGCCCCGCCCCCUGCCUCUGGCCCCCUCUCAUGGUCAUGGCUGCCUGGGAGGGAGCCGGGGUGCCUCCCGGCCAUGGGGAGGGGGAGGUCAGAGCUGCCAGCGCCCCGGGCCCUCCCCCAUCCUUUUUGCCUCCAAGUUUCUAAGCAAUACAUUUUGGGGGUUCCCUCAGCCCCCCACCCCAGAUCUUAGCUGGCAGAUCUGGGGCCCCCUUCUCCUCCCUACCCCAUGGGGAAGGGCUGAAGUAGGAUAGAAGGCUGGGGUUCCCUGGCCCAAGUGUGGGGUGCAGAGGGGCAUGGCUGCUCCCUAGGCCCUGUAAGUGUGGGUGGGAGGCGGCAGCCCCUGUACCCACACUUAUUCUACUUCAGCCAGACUUUCUGCCGUUUACCCCUGCCCUAUCCCCUCUACCAUUCUGAAACAGAGAAGCCAGGAGGGCCAGGGGCUGGAAUGAAGCCUUUUUUUUUUUUCUGGGGAGGGGGAGGUCCUCUAGGCCUGACCUAGAGGAUAGGGGGCUGGGUUCUUGGUGCCCCCUUCCUCCUCCUAGUGCUAGGAGGCUCCUGCCGACCAAUGUCUGUAAAGGGUCUGGGUGCCUUCAGGAUGGGUCUUGGCGCUCAGGCUAGAGGGACUAGGGUGGGAGGCGAGUGUGAGGUGUGGUGCCCGACAACAGCGUCCCUGGCCAGGGAUGCUGGGGCCGUGAUGGGCUGAAGGUGGGUGGGUGGGGGGCUCCACGCUGCUACUGCUGCUGCUGCCACCACCCGCCAGAUCCUAUGCUGCCCCCUCCUCUCUUUGGGCUCCCCCUCGUCCCAGGUGACCGCCCCCCCACACCCGCUGUCCUUGUACAUACCAGCCAAGCAUUUGUACAGUUGCCUCCCCUGUGCGUGUACACUCUAUGUCCUUGGUCUCUGAGACCCACCAGCCCAAUACUAGUCCCAGACGCAUGUGACUCACACCCACCCCAGGUCUCCCAUACCCCCACUAUAGCCAGAGAUCAAUAAAGAAGG
Ochotona curzoniae (black-lipped pika) is the source of this 3642-nucleotide messenger RNA. It is a transcript of the gene PDE1B, whose product is annotated as phosphodiesterase 1B. Gene Ontology annotation, biological process: signal transduction. The record is from RefSeq and is a predicted model, not a curated record. Bases 851 to 2401 code for a protein of 516 amino acids. The transcript is spliced from 15 exons. Gene Ontology annotation, molecular function: 3',5'-cyclic-nucleotide phosphodiesterase activity. Lineage: Eukaryota; Metazoa; Chordata; Mammalia; Lagomorpha; Ochotonidae.